UUAGUUACUGUUAACAUAACAGUCUCUUCUCUAUUUCUUUAAACCCUAACAUAAAACAUAUAUAACUGAAACAGACCUCAAAACAAGGAGCUUUCUCUCAUUAAUCAAUGGAGGAACCAAGCUCCGCUUCUGAUGACGAACAAGUUUUAAUGGAAGAUGACGAAGGAAUUGGAUUGGAAAGGAAUAAAGUUACAAAAUUUGUUGUAAAAGCAAGUCAUGAAGCUAAACUGAAAGAACUGUUGCAUAAAAUUAACUCAAUUGAGAUUAAGUUAUGUUCAGAUGCUACUAAAGAGUUUAUUAAGCUACUUAAAGGUAGUUCUGGUGGUGAAUUGCUUCAUUUAUAUGUACAUUCAACUUCAGAUUUCUCUGAACUUUUUGCUGCUUUAAAGCUUAGAGAGGGAAAAUCUGGAACCCAUUAUAUAUUCAAGUUAAUAUCUGUGAUUCUUGGACAUCCUGAAGGAAAAUUUAUACCCAACGAUAAGGGUAGGAUUGGUAUAAGUGUGGGUCUUGAUAAGUUUGCUCGUUCUUUUCUCGAAGAAAAGUUGGAUUUUGUUUAUAAGGAUUUGGUUAGUAAAGAUAAAAAGCGCCAAAAUGCUGCACUUUCAGUGAUGGAUUCUGUUGUUAGGCGUGGGUCGGGUUUGGCUUCUGAGGUUGCUAAAAAGUUUGAUUUUAAACUCAAGGGGUUUUCUAAGCUUUCGGAGUAUAAACCCUUGAAGAAUGAGAACAAAAGGAGGCGCUCCACAGAUGAUGAGAAAAGGAAGUAUAUCACAAGAAAGGCUUUUAUUGCAUUUGCAAUGUCAUUUUUGGAGGUGGGUAAGCCAGGAUUGUUGAGGUGGGUCUUACAGCAGAGGGAAGUGUACUCUGAUAUUCUUCGUGGACUUGGGGAGGAUGAUGAUGAGACUGUGAUGUAUGUUUUGUCCAUAUUGCGGGAUAGGGUUCUGACUGAAGAGUCACUGCUUCCUCCGGCUUUGAGGAGUGUACUUUUUGGGAGUGUGGUUUUAGAACAGUUGGCGGACAUUUCGGAAAAGAGGUAUGGUGGGCCCACUGCAAACUUGGCACAUAAUGUGCUACUUAUGGUCUGUACUGAUCCUUGCAAUGGAUUGAUGCCAGAUUUAAAGAGACGCCCAAAUGCAUUAAAAGGUAACUCGAAGAGACUUUUGCAGCUCAUGAAGAAGCUGAAGGCAAAAGAGGUUUUUCACAGGGAGUUGCUUUUAGCUAUUGUUAGGGGGAGACCAUCUUUAGGCUCAGCAUAUUUGGAGGAGUUCCCUUACAACCUGGAGGAUUUUGCAUCCCCUAACUGGUGUUCUACUGUUUCUCUGGCAGCGCACUUGGUUUCCUUGGUGAAUUUGGGGAUUCCUUUUGAUUUCCUGGAUUCUCGAUCUGAUGACCCACCUUCUUUUGAUAAUGUGGCUGUGCAGAAUAUCAUGAAGAUCAUAGCUUCUCGUCCAGUGAGCCGAUCGGUAAUAAAUAAGGGGUUACUUCACUCAGAUUUUCUUGUGAAGAAUGGAACUUUAAGACUUCUUCUAGAGACUCUGAGGUUGUUUGAUUCCUUCUUCAGGGCCAUAAACUUAUCUUGCAAUGAGAAACAGAUGAUGCAAAAAUGUGCAGCACUUAAGCAGGAAAUACGGAAUGAAAUUCAAACCCUGCUUCCUGAUCCCCAAGUUUUUCUGACUCUACUUUCUCCCUUAAGUAGCCAUGCUAGGACUAAUGAGUCAUCUUUGAAAAGAGCAACAGAUAAAGAAAAUUUUCUUGUUUGCGGUAAGAGAAGAAAAAAAUUGAAAAGAAAUAUUAAGAAUGGGGAUAAUGAUAUCAUUAUUGGUGGGCUAAGUUCAGCUCCAGACAAUGCAUUGCCCGAGGAUGGUGAAGAUAUAGUGGAUUCAGAAAUAGCGCAUGCAUCAGACAGUGAGAUGGAUCAUAUGAGUGCUAUAUCAGAGUUGUGGGGUCUCGACCAAAGCUGUGUGUCUGUCUCCACACUAAAGGAUGCAGAGAUAUUCUUCCACUCUAAGCUUUUUGAUGCUCUCAAACUUUAUGUCCUGAUAAUUCCAACUGCUUUUGAGGGAUCAUUUGACUUCUUUAUGAAUCUUCUCAGCAAUCCUUCAGAAUUACCAUCUAAUCUGCUAUCCUCUCUGUUGUCUCUUCUAGUUGAGUACAUUAGAUGGUCUCCAGGGAGUGGAAUUGCCAUCAGAACUCCACAAAUGAUGUACAAGCAUCUGCAGCCAUUUCUUAAUUUGCUGCUCUUUUCACCUGUUGACAUAAAGGAUCAAUCAUAUAAUUUGGCACGAGCAGCAAUGUCUAGUACUGGUGCAUUUGAUAGAAAUUUGGAUGAGAUUAUCCUUUGGUUCUUAUUUUUACCGGGUUUCAGCACUGUUAAAUCAUCUGUUGAGAUCCAUGGAGAAAUGGUGCAGAGUAUGGCAAGAGUUCUCAUCUCAUUCUUAUGUGAUGCCAUUUCUACUGUUGGGAAUAACUUAUUUAGAUACUGGCAUGCAGUUAGAAACCAUAUUCGCCAUUCAAAAGAAUUUACAGAUAUUUCACCUAAAUUCAGCCCUCUCAUCAUAUGUGUCUUGCAGAAGUGUAUGAGGUUACUGAGUUCAGAAUCUGGAACUUUUUCAAUACCAGAGAAGUCAAUGAUAUCUGCAUAUGUGUGCAAUACAUUAAAGUAUCUGCUGCAAACUCAGGUGGAUGCAAGAUUAUUAGCUGCUUUAAUUAGAUCAGUUUUGUCUGAAGGACUUGAGGAUCACGUUUCUGUGGAUUCUUUAUGCGAAUGGCAGCCCUUGAAGAAUUUAUUGCUCAUGGCAGAGAGUCUGUUGAAUCAAAAGACCUGCUGCCUUUUUCUCACUGACCAAAAAGAUUUGCCAAUUGACAUUUCUUUCACAAAAGCACUUGGUGAAAUAAGAAAAAUUAUAAAAAGUGAGAAUGAUGGUGGUGAAAUAGCUGGAAUAACAAAAGCCUUUUGUUCUGCGAUUAUAUGUACAACAUCAGAUGUGGUGCUGAAGAAUUUUCCGGCAGUAAUGACCAUUUCACAGCAGAUUCGAGUUCCUCUGUCCUGCUUAUCCUCAAUAGUUUUUCAGCACCAAAGUUCUCUUUCUGGUGCGUCGAAGUUAUGGCCUCAAGUGUUUUUUCCUGGUCUGGAAAAGGCUUGCUCUAUGAUUAAUCCUCAAGGCAUGGGAAAUGAUGCUGUUGCUCAAGAAAUAAUGCUAAAUAUGGAUUUUGAUGCUAGUGAAGCUACAGCUGCUGCUGCUUUUGGUCUCUUUCUGAGGCAAGCACCUUUUCACGUGCUAUUUCCAACAAUAAUAAGCAGUAAUGGUACUUGUUUAUUGGAGCCAUCAAAGACAAAGGACUUGCUUAUGGCUAAAUUAUCUGAAUGCAAAAGUGAUUUUGUAGUUUCCUAUUUGCGACUUCUUCUAUUUUGGUUUUAUCAGAUACAAGUGUCAUAUAGAAUAAAACCAUUGGUUAAAUUGGAAGACUUUGCUGAAAUCUGCUAUAUUCUUGUAAAGCACAUGCUUGAUCAACUAUUGGUUUUGAAGGCUGAUUCAGGAAAUCCUCUUUCGGCUGAACUUAUCCGAGAAGCGGCUGAAUCCAUCUUUUAUCAUCCUGCUGUGAAAGCAGCCUUGACACAUCCUUUAGGUUGUGAUGAUAAUGCUAUUAAUGACGACUUUGCAGAGGGAAAUUUUAGGGGCAAUUUAGAGGCUUUCUAUAAUUCUUCUCAGCAGAAAGUUCAUCCAAUAGAUCAUCAUGUCUUCAAUAUGUUGAUAACAACUUUUGAAUACUUCUUGUCUCCAUCUGGUGGGCAACAUCACGUACUCAAAGUUGAUGAUGGUGAAAGUAAGCUACUUGUGAAGGCUUUCAAAACCUUGAUGCAGAGUCUAUAUUUGGAACUGAAGGAUAAGUUUGAUCUGUGCAUUAGGACUGAAGAUUUGUUACCCCUUCUCCAACCAUUUUAUGCUUUGCAUGCUUUGAUGCAGUUUGCUUCCCCAUUUGAGCUUUUUGGUUUAGCUCGUUGGAUUUUAGAUAGAGUUGAAGUGAAUGAUUUGGCCGUCCUCAAUUCCUUUACGACAUUUGCUCUCUCUAUUGGAUUUUGUAUUGCAGCUGAUGCUUUCAAGAUUUUAUCUAUUUAUUUGCAGCAGCCUGUAAGGACCAAAACAACGUUUUAUUCUUUUGGGCAAAUGGAAGAGAAAAGCUUGGAUGUUGACCUUAUUGAGGAAGUUUAUGUAAGAAUAUGCAAAUUUGCUACUAAUUUUGGACUGGAUUUUGCAUAUACUUGUUUGGUGGGAGCUGUCAGUGCCGUCUACAGGCAGAAAUGCAUAAAACCUGAUGUACUUGACCCCUUAAGCUUGGUAAUAUCGAGGAUUAUAAUGGGCACUCCGGUUGAAGUUGUUUCUCAGUGCAUUUAUGGAACAAGCAAGAUAAAAGCUAAAUUGUUGGUUCUUCUUGUUGAGAUGAGUCCCCAGCAUCUAUCAGUCUUUGGCUAUUUAUUUUUAGGGAUUUUGAAUAAAAAUGUCCAUAUAAAGGGAAAGAUGGCGGAAGAGGCCUGUAAAAUGUCUGUUUCAGAUGAGGACUUUAUGUUGUUGCUGCCUGCUGCAUUUUCAUACUUGAAUUCAGUUGUCAUGAAAUUAGGUAUGCAGAAAUACCACAAGCAGUUUACUGAUAUUACUUCUUUUUAUUCAGAAAUUCUAUUAAGAGGUUUCUGUAACUGGAACAACUUUGUAUCUGGAAAUCUAUUUCAAGAAAAUUUUGAUGAGUUCUUGUCAUCAUCUCUUGAGGAACUUCUCAAUCUGGUGGAUGCUAGUCUUCUUGGAACAGCAAUGCAUAUGUUACGAUGCCACUUUGCCUUAAGUGGAGAAAUGAAAAUGAAGGAGCAAAUGAAGUUCCAUAGCAUUCCCGUCAGUUGUACUGCACAUGAGGAGCUGCUAGACUGUGAGGUUGAUGAAAUAGAAUUUUAUUCACGUAAUCAGUUACUCAACCUGAUCAAUAGAGUAACUGCAAAAAUAGUGUUCUGUCGGAUGUUGUUGUUUGAUCAUGCUUGUUUUCUACCAAAAGAAGCAGAUGACUCAAAUUUGGUCUCUACUAAAAGACUGCAGUUUAUACAGACUUUAGUCAAAACUUGGCACUGCAUGGUUAAGAAAUUCCCCUCAUUCUCAGAUUCUUCCAGCAAAGAAAAGAGAUCUGGUUGUUUGCAGUUAUACAGAUACUUGGAAUUGUUAAUUUUGAACACUAUUCUUGAAUUAACCAAAGAGAUGCAUGAUGAUCUUAUCCAAUUGCAAGCCGUGCCCUUUCUUGAACAGUUGAUGAGAUCAUCUCUUCUUUAUAGGUUUGAGGAUCCAACAACUUUGAAUAUUCUUCGUAGUAUCCUAACAUUACUGUCACAGGGAGAAUUUUCAUCUGUUAUGUAUCUUCAGUUGCUGCUUGCCCACUCUCAGUUUGCGUCUACCAUUCAUUCUGUCACAGAAUUGCAUGGUUCUCAGACUGGUGCUCUUUUUAGACCUAUGCCCAGCAUUCUGAGGUCACUAGUUAGCCCUCAUCCCAACUACGAUAAUGAUCUUCAAAGAAUUGACCUUCAUUUGAAGCAGUUGGAAAUUAUUAAAUUACUUAGAACACUCAUUCAAUUGAAACCUGAUCCGGUUUGUUGUUAUUCUGGACAAGAUAUGGGCAUAAAUCUAAAAGAAUUAUAUUUCUUGCUUUUGUCUUCUUAUGGUGCAACACUCGGUGAUAUUGACGUGGAGAUAUUCAGUCUAAUGCGUGAGAUUGAAUCAAUUGAUACUUCAGUUUCUGAAGAUCUUGCUAAAUUGGAUUAUCUGUGGGGAACUGCUGCUUUGAGAAUAAGAAAAGAGCGAGCUCUGGACUGGGAUACAUCUUCUAGUGUUAUAACUAAUAAAGAAGUAUUUGAAGAACAUAGAAGAAGUCAAUUUAGGGAAGUCCUUCCUAUCAACCCCAACAUAUGUGCAACAACAGUUAAUUAUUUUCCAUAUGACAGAAUUAUGAGCAUUGAGCUAGAGAAUCCUAAGAAUAUGCGAGUGGCACAUUUUCCUGGUGAACGAUAUGAUCCGAUUUUCAUCUUAAACUUCUCAAAUCAUAAUUUGUCAAUGGGUCAUAUUGAACCUUUGGAGUUUGCUUGUUUGGGCUUGCUUGCAAUUUCAUUUAUUAGCAUGUCUUCCCCUGAUAUUGAGAUAAGAAAACUAAGUGAUGCAUCUCUUGGGAAGUUUAAGGAUGCACUAGAGAGAUUCCAGAAGAAAAAGGAUGUAUUGCGUCUUCACCUUCUGUUGACAUACAUACAAAAUGGAAUCAAAGAACGAUUGCAGAGAAUCCCUUCUAUUAUAGCUCUUUUUGCUGCAGAAUCAUCUUUUAUAUUGUUGGAUCCUUCAAAUGAUCAUUUUACAACAUUAAAUAAGCAUUUGAUGCAUUCUUCUGCGGUGGACAUGAAGCACAUACCAUUAUUUCAUACUUUUUUCCACAGUAACUCUGUUAAUUUCAGAGCAGAGAGGCUGUGGAUGCUCCGCCUAGUGUGUGCUGGACUGAAUUUAGAUGAUGAUGCUCAAAUAUAUAUCAGCAAUUCCAUUCUUGAGACCUUGUUGAGUUUUUACACUACUCCUCUUGCAGAUAAUGAGUCAAAGGAACUUAUUCUUCAGGUAGUGAAGAAGUCAGUGAAAUUGGAUAGGAUGACUCGACAUCUUGUUGAAAGCUGUGGUUUGUUUCCUUGGCUAUCUACUGUAUUGUCAAUCUCCAGUGCGAUGCUAGAUGAAAAUAAGGACAGUUUUUCUUCAUUGCAAUUGGUUUUGGCCAUAGAGGUCAUAUUUGAUAUUAUUUCAUCUGGAAACAUAAUUGGUUCUGCAUGGUUCGGAAAAUACUCGUUUGAGCAGUGUAUUGAACUUGCUUCUCAUCUAUACAAAAUCUUAGUUGGUGGGUUGAAGUUGAUCAAGGAAAAUGUUGCAUUGAUAGAGUCUAUCCUGCAGAUAGUUAUUUCAACAUUGAAGAUAUCACAGAAAAGGGAGACAUGCCAACCGCAUUUCACUCUAUCAUUUGAGGGUUUGUUUGGAAUUUAUCAGGCUCUUAAUGCAUUUGGUACUCCAAGAUCUGGUCUAAAUGCAAAAUCUGGGCUUGAAGCAAUACUUAAUAGUACACCUCCGGUUGACAUUUUUCACACGGGUCGGGAAAAGCUUUCAGUUUUCCUCAUGUGGGCAGUUUCUACAGCCUUGAAGUCCGAUUGUGAAAACAAUUUUCAUUUUAAAGAGUCUCAUGCCAGUCUAAUAAUUGUCUCAGAGGAAAAACCAUCUGAAUCUUUGAUCUCUAAACUCUUACGUUGGCUUGUGGCUGCUGUCAUUCUUGGGAAGCUUUCUUGGAAGCUUAAUGACGUUAAUACCAAAUUUUCAAAAAGAUCAAGCCCAGUAACUUUGCAGUCCUUUUUGGAAUAUGUAGAAAAAGGAUGUAGAGGAAGCAAAAACUAUGAAUUUGAUUGUGAAGAGGUAUUAGCUGCAACAAUCUUUUACCUCCAGCAGAUAAUUGGUUUGAAUUGGAGAAUGCCUUCUUCAGCUGUUUCCACACUAUGCAUCCUAGUACUUUGCGGUCCCCCCAAAUGUUUGGAUUUCAGGCAUGGUUAUUGCACUGAUGUUGUAUAUCUGUGUUCAAAAGUUCGUUGCCCGACUGAAGCCAACCCUGACUGGAAAUGGUCAUUUGACAAACCUUGGGAGGAUCCUAAACUUGAAAUAAGCGAUUUACAGAAGAUGGAUGAGUAUCAUGCUUGUCAAACACUAAUGGUGAUUAUCUCAAGCGUUCUUGGAAAGAAACCAUUAGAUUCACAGGUUUUGUCACAUCAAAAUCUAGUAAACUCUGAAGUUUUUGAAUGGGAAAGAAGAAUUAUAGAAACUAAUGAUAAUUGAUUCACAUACAUUUCAGUUUUUAAAUGAAAAAUCAGUCAAAAUUUUGUGUAUUAAUCUUAUGGUUAGCCUUAAUUAAUAUGUUUAAAGUUUAAA
Ricinus communis (castor bean) is the source of this 7964-nucleotide messenger RNA. RefSeq lists its product as uncharacterized. Bases 108 to 7871 code for a protein of 2587 amino acids. Gene Ontology annotation, cellular component: nucleolus. The transcript has 14 exons. The record is from RefSeq and is a predicted model, not a curated record. Gene Ontology annotation, biological process: maturation of 5.8S rRNA from tricistronic rRNA transcript (SSU-rRNA, 5.8S rRNA, LSU-rRNA); maturation of LSU-rRNA from tricistronic rRNA transcript (SSU-rRNA, 5.8S rRNA, LSU-rRNA). NCBI's taxonomy places the organism in Eukaryota, Viridiplantae, Streptophyta, Magnoliopsida, Malpighiales, Euphorbiaceae.